This is a messenger RNA of Aspergillus wentii DTO 134E9, 1257 nucleotides long. RefSeq names its product 5-formyltetrahydrofolate cyclo-ligase. Gene Ontology annotation, cellular component: mitochondrion. Gene Ontology annotation, biological process: folic acid-containing compound biosynthetic process; tetrahydrofolate interconversion. The record is from RefSeq and is a predicted model, not a curated record. Gene Ontology annotation, molecular function: 5-formyltetrahydrofolate cyclo-ligase activity. The transcript has 2 exons. NCBI's taxonomy places the organism in Eukaryota, Fungi, Ascomycota, Eurotiomycetes, Eurotiales, Aspergillaceae. Bases 302 to 1084 code for a protein of 260 amino acids.
AAGAGAGAAAAGAGAAGGAGAGAACUCCCACGAAGGGAUGCAAUGAAUGGAAGAUGCCCUGUCCUACAACCCUUUGGCAGAAGUGGAGCACGAAACCCCGACAAUCCAACCACGCGAAUCACCCGCCAAACAAUGUGCCAAGCCACGGCGAUCCAGAAAGCAAAACCAACGUCUUCCAGAUAUAGUGGUGAGUCAAGUGCCAUAAACACCGAUCUGCCAGGCACGGCUCCUAUAUCGCUAGAAAGAAGGACCUAUUGAGUAUAGAAUAUCUAGUCGAAACAUAUUAGCCACGGCAGCAAAUAUGAUGGCCGGUUUACAAACAGCCAAAAAGGAUCUCCGAAGGAGAAUGCGGGACGUUUUAAAGAACAUCCCGAACGAAUCAAUUCUCAACCAAUCCAAGGUUGCCACAAAUAAACUAUUUUCACUUUCAGAAUACCAGAAUGCGAAAAGAAUAGGUGUCUAUCUUUCCAUGCCUUUUGGAGAACUCGCAACAACCAGCAUAAUUCAAGAUGCUCUAACGAAUGGCAAGGAAGUGUUUAUUCCUUACAUUCACAGCAUCGAGUCUCCUUCCACGCAGAAGAAAACCUCUAUCAUGGACAUGCUGGCGUUGGGGUCGAUGGAAGAGUUUCGAGGCCUCGAACCCGAUAAAUGGGGGAUUCCAUCGCUCAAGGAAACUCAAGUUAUCAACAGGAAGAACUGUCUUGGCGGUUAUGGGGUUCAAUCUCUAAAGGCAGAAGAACAGGCUACUCAUGGACUGGAUUUGAUCGUGAUGCCGGGGAUGGCUUUUGAUCCCGAACUCAGAAGACUUGGCCAUGGUAAAGGAUAUUAUGAUCAUUUUUUGACGAGAUACUCGAAACAAGAGGCGGAUAGUAAACCAUCAAAAAUGCCUUUUCUCGGUGAGAAAGCAGCCCGCUUCACUGUAGGAACCACGAAGAAACAUUCUCUGACUAGACCUCAUACAGUUGCCCUCUCUCUCAAGGAACAAGUGCUUCCCCCGACCGAAGAAAUACCUGUUGCGGACCAUGACUGGCCUUUGGAUGCCAUUAUCGUCGGUGAUGACCAGUUCUUCGUUCACAAACGCUGAUACAACCAGAAAACGGUUUCCCUUUUAUGCAGAUACUUUCGUCUAUUUAAUCGAUGUGCAUGAAACUGUCCCCCCAACAGCAAAUCGUAGAAGAAUUAAUUUUUAUCAAGAGAAAUAGUGAUAGAUCACGGCGGCGAGGUUUCUUUUAAACGGCUUGGAUCAACGACACAUUG